AUGGAAGAGAACAGUGAAAGAACAGGCAAUAAAGCAAACAAUGUAAAAGAUGAAUGCGCAAGCACAUCACAUAAAUUCACCAGAGAUGAAAUCAAUGCUGUUCUUCUCGAAUCAUCGUCCUCGCUCAACAAAAACAUUCAGUCAAUUAUAGAGGACCAUUCUGGAAAUUACUGCAGCAUCUCCGAUAUUCACAAUAGUACGUACAAGGACGUAUUAAGUGUCAUAUUUGAUGUAAUCUUUGACACUCCUAACUACAAAAAGCAGGUAUCUCUCAUUGAUUCUAUUUUAGACUCUUCUCCUUGUUUUUUCCAUGCCUUGCUCUUCCAUUUUACGAUUGAGCACUUCAAAGGAAUCCCUACAGACAGGAAGGAUAAAUUCUAUUAUCUUAUUAAAAGGACUUUUAAUAGAGUGCCUCUAGAGUACUUAUUAGAGAUUAAAGACUGGGAUGUAGCGGAGUAUAUUUGGAGUAUGGUGGAGAACAAAAAUGAGCUUGAAGACUGGGAUGAUCAUAGAUUCAUAAGGUAUGUAAUUAGCUGCAAGCCAUUCAUUUUGAAAAGUAUAAAGAUAAAGCUAGACAGGAACAUAGUUAGAGGGUGCUUGGACGAGCCUAUGAGUUCGCAAGCACGGGAGGCACUGUAUAGAUUAUCAGAAUAA
This is a messenger RNA of Vittaforma corneae ATCC 50505, 654 nucleotides long. RefSeq lists its product as uncharacterized. The transcript has a single exon. Lineage: Eukaryota; Fungi; Microsporidia; Nosematidae. Bases 1 to 654 code for a protein of 217 amino acids. The record is from RefSeq and is a predicted model, not a curated record.